UUUUCUAUCUCUCUUCUUCGUGUGUCUGGCUGCGAUGUGCACCGCCCUAUAGACAGAAGCAGACGAUUGGUUGCGUCUAUAUUCAUUCACAUCCGGGAUAUUGGGCGACGAUAAUUUGAAUAAGUACCAAUAACCGAUCAUUUCACCCAAAACAGGGGUCAGGAGUCUGUAACAUCAGCAUUCGUCUUGUACAUAUUGUUGAUGAAGGUUCUGGCCAGACCUCGCCACAAAUUGUACUCAUGGACAUGGAAGAUCCAAGUCUGAAAGACCAGUCUGUGAUAUUGCUUGAGAGUGAUGAAGAACAAGAAGAAUUUCAACCAGAGGUCAUAGAUCUUGCUGAUGAUGAUGAUGGUGAAGAUGAUAGCAACAAUGAAGGGAGAGUCUCUCCUGUAGAAGUCAUUGAAGAAAAGGUUCCAGAUGAUGCCAUAGUCGAGAAUCAGCGUUAUCUAGAGUUCUUGAAGAACUGGAGCCAAUCCUCUUCGAGUCACUGUGGCAGACCAUUAAAUGAGAGAAAUCAUAAUCAGCCAAAAUCCACUGAAGUGGACCUUAACGAGUCUCUGGACGAGGUACAACUAGCAUCAGAUGACACAGACGAUCCCGAUAUUCUUGUGACGUUCGAGUCACACGUCAAAACCAGUCCUCUUUGCAAUGUGCCUCCCAAAGAACCGUCAUUCUUCAGUGUCGUUUCCUGGAAUAUUGACGGCCUUGAAGAAGAAAACUUGAGAAACAGAAUAAAGGGAGUUGUGGAAGUGCUAAAGAAAGAGGCACCUGAUGUUGUAUACUUGCAGGAAGUUAUUCCUGCUACUUUUACAUACCUAAAAGAGAACCUUCCACAGUACAUGUUUCUAGCAGGAGAUGAUGAUGGUUACUUUACAGCAACAUUGUUAAAGACGUCAAGAGUCAAUUAUGAUCAUCAUAUGGUACUUCCCUUUCAUAACACUGUUAUGGAUCGCAAUCUUCUGUGUAUACAGGUACACAUCGGUAAUGUCAAGCUCAGUUUAUUAAAUACCCACUUGGAAAGUUUGAGAGAAUAUUCUAAUAAAAGAAAAGAGCAAAUGAAAAUCUGUUUUGAAAAGAUAAAAUCAUCCCCAUCCAGUGUGACUACCAUUUUUGGUGGGGAUUUAAAUGCAAGAGAUCAUGAGGUGGAUGCAACGAAAGAUACAAGUAUCUUGGAUUUGUGGGAGGUCUGUGGGAGAAGACCUGCCAGUUGUUGGACAUGGAAUAUGGCCGAAAAUACAAAUAAAACGAUACCAAAUAAACCCAAGUGUAGAUUUGAUAGACUGUACAUAAAACAGUCAUCACUUGAUCACAUCAGGCCAGACGAAUUUAGACUUAUUGGAAAGGAAAAGGUACCGGGAAGGCCAUGUUUUCCCUCAGAUCAUUGGGGCAUCUUUGUCAACUUUAAGGUUUUGUGAUGAAGCCUGCAGUCACCUGAUGUUAAUGAUUCAUCAGAUGAUAUUGGAACAAGUUUAAUUUAAAGCUGCUGAUCACCAGAUGGUCUUCUCCAGCCCUUCGUCAUUCAUAAUGCUCGCUCUCUGCUGCACUGUGGUCUGUCUUAACAGUGUGGCACACCUUUUUUUAAAAUGUCCUCCUCUUUUGUUAUUGUCCAUGUUUCUGUGGUGUUGAGUCAUGCAGUUUUCCAUUUAGACCUAGCCUGAAUAGCUGUUACUGCCGUGGUUAGUAACUGCCUUAAAAACCUGUAGUAGUUUCCUGAUCAUCAUUUCUUUUAGAUGUAAAGUAUAUUUAUUACUAGUAAAUGUAAAUAGUUAAUUAAUUUAUAUUUAUUACUAGUAAAUGUAAAUAGUUAAUUAAUUUAAUUGUAAUUUUCACUUGCAAAGAUGAACUAUUUAUAUAGUAUAUUGCAGCAAAGAUUACCUAUUUAUAUAGUAUAUUGCAACUUUUGUCUUUAUUGAAAAACCAUAAAGAUUUGUAAGAGAGUUUAUUUUAUGGGGGAAUUAUUGUAAAGUGGUUUACUGAGACCACUGGAGUCCCAGAGGGUGCAACUUGGAAGGUGAAAACAAGUAAAUGUAUUGCAGGUUGUAUUGUAAAGAAUGAAAGUAUUAUUUCAAAUGUCAUUUGUGAGGGUUUUCUUUCACAUAGAUAUUGGUUGUGUCUGCUGUUGAAAUUUUGUAAGUUUUGCAUUAAUUCUAAAGUAAAGCAGACUUCUUAUUGAUGGGCCUGAAUUCUCUCAAAUGUGAGAUUUGGUUUGUUGUUGUACUGUGUAGGGGGAUCAUUGAGAUGGUGCUAAUAUCUUUUGGUGUAAGUGUUAUUCACUAGUACGUACUCUUUAUUAGGUUUAACAUUUUAGGUAAUAUUGCUUAUCCUGUAAUAUGAGGACAUGAAAUUGUAGCGAUAAAGUUUUGAAAUUUUAUUCGUUCUGUUUAUUAUGAUUUUUAUUUAGUUCUAGUUAUUCAUGUUGGAUUAUGUGUCUCUGUUUAUCUUUAAAAUGUAAUAUGUUUUACAUUGUUGACUCAGUUUAUUGUUACUUUCCCCUUUUGGUAUUUUUUUCUAACACGAAACAGAGCAUAUUUCAAUUUUAAGUUUUGUCUUUACUGAAUUGCUGUCGUGUGAAACUGUUAUGCCUCUUAGAUUUCCAGUCAAAAAAAAUCUUGAUAAGAAUGAAAAUAUGAGAGGUGUAACAGUUCCAGAUUAGGUGCUAGAAAUCCAUUUUUGGAGUUUUUUUUUUUAAACUGAAGCUUAUGGGAUUAGCAACCCUGGUGCCUUACUUAGUCUAAUUUUGAUGAAAAUAUGGGCCUAAACUCGAGGAAGUGUAGCUCUGCCUUUUUAGAACGACAGAAUGUUGUAGGAGAUAGGAGCAAUGGAGCCUUGAAGUCCCAAGUUUGGUAGUAGGAGGAAAGAAUCACUAGACUAUAUAGGCUCUAAAUUAUUGAGUUCUACAGAAGCAAUCCUUUACAUUUUACAAUUCAAGGUCAACUAUCUUAGUGUAUAAGUUGAGGUCAACAAUUUUAGUGUAGUAUAAAUGGAGAGAGAUCCCAUGCCAUUUUUCUUGUUAAAUGCCGCAUUUACUUGAUAAUAUAAAUUCUCCAAGGAAUUUUACAUGUCAUUGAAAAGUGAGAUCCUGAAGUAAUUGUUGUAAUUAUAUUAGAAUCUUUAUGCUUGUAGACUUGUACUAAUAUUAGUGUAAAGCCUCUGAAAUCUUGAGAGACAAAUUCUUUUCUCAACAGUUAAAUUAUCACAUAAAACUUCAAAAAUUAUGACAUUAAAAAAUUAAACCUCACAAGGCAAUCUAUUGAUUCCAGGAUAUCUAUUAUUGGAAAUUUUGUAGAUUGUCACUUCAGCUGUAUUUAAAGUAACCAUGUAUGAUCUACGUACCUUUUCAAAUUGAAUGUCUUGCAUAACAGCAUGGUCAUUUUCAGAAAUUAUUGUAAGAUAAUAUAUGCUCCUCUUUGUCGUAAUUAUGGGUUUCCCUCAAGAUCCAGCAGUUGGGUAAAAAGUGUUUGUUGAGAGCAACAUUUGUUUUUUCAUCAUUCAGUUCUUUGGAAUGGGUGUCACUUACAUUAUACUGUGCUUGACACACUAGAUCCGUUUGAUUUUGAUAGUACUCAGGUGUUUUGCUGCCUCCCUGCAGAUACUGAGCUUUAUGUUCACAUCUUCUACCUAUUGUCUUUCCUCUUCUGGCUGUCCAUAAUUUUUCAACUUGACUGUGACCCAGCUCUCACCUUUUAGUUAAAAACAAACCCUCUGUAUGAGCUCUUAUUAGAGUCUGCAAAUGUGACUUAGUGGUCUCAUUAAUUGUGUCUAUUUUCUUGAAUGGUACCUGUGAGUAACAUCAAAAGAGAUGGUUGGAGUAGAUUUGCGAUGUUAGAAGGUUGAAGGAAUAGAUUUGUUGCCUUACAAGAAACAAUAGAAGUAAAAUAGUUCAUCAAAAAAAGCAGUAGCAAUCUCAAGAGCAAAUGUAUUUUGAAAUCCUGCAGAUAGGAUGGCCAAACAUCAGAGUAAGGAAAGACAAUCCUUAAUAGAUCUUGCCUUAUUGAAGUUAUUUUUUGAUGCAGCUUAAAAAUGUAACAAUCUUCAUAGAAUGUGCCCAGUAGGAUUUCUUCUUGAAUGUGGGGUGAUUUUAGAAGGCAUAGAAGAAGCAGGAGUUGUAGCAGUAGGAGUGGGAAAUUAAUUACUUGGUAGCUCUCACCUGGGUGGCUUGAACAUCAGAUGUGUAUGGAAAGCUGGGUAUGGUCAUACCAUGUGUGUGUAUUUUCUUUGGGAGUGUUUUCCUAAUAUAUUUAAGUCAUGUUAGUUGUAAAUAAAAUUAAAUGAGGAUGCAUGGAAUGCAAUCACUUUAAGUUUGUUUUUACUGUGUGAUUUAUGAAAUUGAAUUUUAUAAGCUUGAUACUUCAGACUUAUCAAAAGAGUUGUAAUUAUUGCAUAAAGUUAUUUCAUUUUAGGUUGUGUUUUGAAUUAGUGCACUACUUGUAUUUAAAUUCUUAGCAAGAAUGUUUAAAUAUACUCUGCAUUUUUACCAAUAUCAUCAAUGUAUUUUUACCUAUCAAGGUUUAUUACACAAGAAAAUUGUCUAAUCUAUCUUCAUCUGUUAAUUGUGGUUCAUUGUAGUCUACAAAUAUUAUAAAACUGCUGUGAUGUAAUGAUGGCAAUGUCGUGUGUAUACCCAAACCUAAUGAGCAUAAUUUGAGUCAAUUAAUAAUGGGAAUUCAUUAGCCUAGGAGUGUUGAAAUUCAUUAAAAGUUUUAAAAACUGGCCUGUGAUUUUAGAUUAGAGUGUUGUACGAAUUACUAAUAGGAGGUCUUUUAGGAUUAGGAUAUCAGAAUCUGGCAUAAUGAAGAGUGAAUUUAAUCAAAGUUUGUACUUUUCUCAUUUAAUGACUAUAAUGCUGUGCAGUGUUUUAUUCAGUGAACAAACCGGUUUAUUGUAAGUUCCUAACUUACCCUAACUAGCCUUUUUGCCAGUCUAGGUAAAGAGACCAAACUGAAGUCUCAUUAAAAAAACUAAUGUAGCAGUUCAUGUGGUAACUAAGACUUUAAAGAAAGUGAGAUAAGGAGCUUCUUAUCUCACUUUAUUUAAUCUUUAUAUUCUCUUUGCUUGGUUUUAUGAUGGUUGCAACCCUUUUUGGAAUGCUUCAAGUAGGGAAGUUGUUUUAUCCAAUCCUAUCAGCUGUAUUUUUACAAUCGCUUACUGUUGUUAUUGUAGAAGUGGUUUCUGAUUAGUUACUGCUUCAGUUUCCAAUUGAAUAAACAUUAAAUAUAUAAGAUUUCAUAUCCUUGAUGAUGCAUCAUUAAGGGGAUAUGCGAGACUCGCAAGAUUGUUAUACUAGCUACUUCAUGCUCACAUGUAAACUCUGAUAUCCCAGGAAGAGUAGAAAAAAGGGCUUCAUUUAAUAUUCAUCUGUGAAUUUUAUAUUCAUAAUUUAGUGAGUGUUGAGAAGGACAGGGAAGAAGAUGCUAUGCUAUAUCUAGUAAGUUCCCUUUACUAUUAUUUGAAGAGAAUCAUAUAUAGAAUAGUCAAUUCAAAGCUGUCCAUAUCCAGCAUGUUAGUGCAUCAGCUAUCUCAUGAUACAAAAUCUUGCUUUGCACAGUGUCAUUACCAGGGGAAAACAUUGUAGUCCCAGAUAGGAUAUGUUCUCUGUGAGGUCAGUGUUCAUCAAGAUAGCUUUUUCUCUUUUAACUGUACUUCUGUACCGUUCAGGUUGUUGAAGACAUGGUAGUCAACUUUCACCAUUUUAGCAUGGGGACUUAAAAUUAGUAUUUUACUUAUUGGCUGACUGUUGAUUUCUUGGGCCCCAUUGCUGCUCACACCGGCUGGAAGUUUCUAAGCAUUGUUUCUUUUGUUGCUCCUUGCUCGUUUUACCCCACUAUGACCUUGCACCAUAUUACUAAGGCAUAUUUCAAAUUGAAUGCUUUCGUGCUUUGCAUUUGACCAGGAAGGGUCAUUUCAGUUUUCAUAGGUAUGGAAAUACCUGUAGGUUAUAGUUUAUGGUCCAUUUGUUUCACAUAUGUUACACUAUAAAUUUUGCAUUGUCACCAGAGUCUGGACUUUGAUGUGGUCAUAAAUUCUUAGCUGUUAUUGAAUAUGGUUUGUUGCAGCUUAUCAUAAGGUCUUAUGCAAUAAAGGACCUCAUGAUUAAUAUACUUCUGAGAGGUAUUCAUUUAUGUCCAUUUGCUGACGUGCAGGCGUAACUAGGUUUUGAGCUUCUGCUGUUGUAAAUAAAGCUUUUACAUUUGGUACCAAAUAUCCUCAGAGAUGUUACAUGUGGAAGAAGAGGUCAGAUAGCAGUUGUCUUUAUGGAAGACCUGUUAUUAUUAUUAAUAGGGCUUAGUUUUUCCAGACCUCUGAGUCCCAAGUAGACUUUUCUUGGGCUGGUUUUCAGGGAUUAAUCCUGAGAAAAAAAAAAUUUUAAUUUAAAAAAAAAAUUAAAAAGAAAUAAAAUUUCAAUAAAUAAAUAAAAAGAAUAAAAUUUACUUUAUUUGAGAAACCUGUCUUAUUUAAAAAAGUAUGAUGUUAUUAAUUGAAAAAUCUUUGCUUUCAGCAAGAAUACUUUUCAUUUUUUAAUUGCGUAGAUAAAUAGAUCUUUGCUGGGUCCAAUUUGGGCACUCGACAAGUAAAUGCUGGACUGUCAUGGGUGUGUGACAUCUAUUACACUUUAUUGGGUCAGCAUGUGGUGUUGACAUCAAGUGACCAUGCGAGAAUCUUGUGUGUCCUAUACGGAGCCUUGCUGGGAUCACCUCUUUCGAUCUUUCCUCCUAUGAGGAUGUCCUCCAUGCAUACACUUCAGUUUUUAUGUUUUUAAGUUUAUUUGUUGUUGGCUCUAAAUCAAUGGUUUAACAGAUGUUAUCCAGUCUGACACUGGGGCAUAUGAAAUUGUUGGAGGGAUAGUGCAGGCUGAUUUGGCAGCUGAGUCUGCAUUUUCAUUUACUUUUAUUCCCACAUGUGCUGGGAUCCAACAUAUUUCUAUUGAUAAUCCUGAUUGGAGGAGUUGAUGAAUUUGUAUUUGUAUUUCCUGCACCAUUUGGUUUACUGAUUUAUAUGGUCUUAUAGCAUCUAUAGCGCUACACGAGUCACUGAAAAUAACACACACACUUGCUUUUGUCUGAGAUAUCAUAUCAAGAGCCAUCUGGCUUUGACUUCAGCAAUAAAUACUGAUGAUAUUAAAGGUAGGCUUCUUUUGAUUAACAUAUUUUUCGAAUGUGCAGAUGCUCGUACUCCAACAUUAUUUUUGGAGCCGUCUGUAUAUAUCAUAAAUUUGUUUCCUUUUCUUCUAAUGUGCUCCAAAGAAUGUUGGCGGUACAUUUCUGUACUUCUCAUUUGCUUUUUGAGUAGGUAAGACAGGGAGGUACAUAGUAUCUUUAUUCGAAGACCUGAAUAUCAAUAGUCUUUGUAGAGGGGUUCAGAAGCUGUUCUCUUCAUAUUUAAAGGAUUUUUUUUUUCUUUGAAUGAAUGUAUUUAAAACUUUUGUGAAAAUCUUCAUACAGAUCUCCUGUGAUUGUUUCAGAAACAUUGUCUUUUGGGUUUUACCAGCUGGGCAAAAUAGUGCGAGACAGCUGGGGAGACAAAAACCUUCAUAGAGUAGGUCUGAUAUAAGAUAUUAAUCCCUUCACUUGGCUCUUAUCAUUAAUUCAAGCUCAAACUCUUAGCUUAGACUGGCAAUGAAGAGCAGUUGGUCUCCAUCUAUGAUAAUAAAAUGUUUCAAAUGUUUGAUCAUCAGUUUACGACUUCCUACUUAUGCCUUUCUAGAACUCAAAAAUAAGAAUUGUUUUGAGCUAAAUGUUGGUUUCAUCUAGUACUGAAUGCUUCUCAGAACUAGAUGAUGUUGGUCACUGGUUUUUUUACACCAGAGAAAAUUCAUCCUUUAGCUUUUUCAAAAUAAGUUUUUCCAUCAGGGCAAGGUGUUAUAUGCUUUAUGAGCAAGUUGACUUAUGUUGUGAUCCUAGAUUACGUGAGCUGUAUAGACCAUGCUUAAAUUUUAGGAAAAAUAGGUCGCUACUGUACUAUUACUAUUCUUUCAGCAAUGUACACAUGAAAUUUGCAGCAAAAGUAGACAUUCACUUGUGGCUUGACUGGCAGCGUUGUGUAGUGUGUAAGUGUUUUGUGUGUCUUUGUAAACUUUUUGUGUGAUCAAAGUGUGUUUGUUUCUAUGGGAAUGAAUAUACCAUCACCUUUUAUAUAGGAGCCCUCAUUAGAGCAAGCUGGAAUCGGUUGUUGAAACUUUGUAAUAAGGUAGUUAACUGGUGAUUAAAAGGUGGUGAAUGGGGAACACCCCUCACCCAUUUGUCAUCACCAAGCACUCUUUCUUAACCUGUCGUCAAGUUCGGAAAUAUUCCAGUGCUUAUACUGACUUUUAAGUUGGAGUGAGCAUUUUUUUGUUUUUGUUUACAUAGAAAAUAUGGAUGUACUUUCUGCUGUCAGGAAGGUUUUGGUAAAGUAGGUAAAGUCACUAUGGACAUGUUGCUGCCCAGCAGCAGUAAGGAGUGACUUGUCAAACAGUCUUGGAAUUUUUGCAAAUCUAACAGUGCUUCUUACCUUCCCAAAGUGGUGAUGUACUGAUGCAGUCUCCUCUGACCAGAUACCCAAGAUGAACAAGCUGCUCAGGUGUGCGUCCUGAUCCUUUUCUAGUGAAGCUGUGCACAAAUGUAUUACAAAACGUGCGAGGAGUCUCUGUGUCCAGCUACCAAGCAAGAUCUUUUGGUCUCCCUGCUCAUGGAACAAGAUGAGAGUGAGGAUUGCCUAGAGCUGAUCUGUGCCACUGUCACCAAAGUAAGCGCAGAGAGUGUCAUCUGUGCAGGAGGAUCAUUCUUUAAAUAAUAUGACUGAGUUCUCAGUGUCCUGCUCUCUGGUGUCAUUUCCCUGUUGGCCCAACAACAUUGUGGACUCUCAAAUCUUUACCCCCACUCUCUCUCUCUUCUAUCUGGCACUCAAGUAAGUGUACUCAUAGGACUGCAUGGGCUCCAUGAGAAACUACUGAAAUAUCAGUCUCCCAUCCAUGGAAAGUGGAACCUUGUCUGGGUUGAUGCAGAGGACCGUCUCAAUAAUUAGAGCUUUCAUUCACUGGAUAAUGAGAUCUUUUGGUGCUUUUUCAUUCAGUGCAGCAUGGUUCUUCAUGUCUACCUUUGAUGAAUCAAAACUUCUCUGUCAUUGAGUCAGGCCUCAGACUGAAAGGUUUAUGUGGAAUUUUUGGCUGUGGAAGAACUGUCAUUGUCAGUCAGGAGCUUCGAGCAGUCUUGCCUUCUCAGGGUUUCAGCCCAAUUGGGAAGUUGUAACUCAUCCUACAUAUCCUCGCUUGAUACAGACCUUGGACAGAGACCUCACCUGCAUGACUGUUGUUCCUCGAUGAAACAUAUUGGCAAGUAUCACUGUGUGUUAUCUGGUAUUCAUAGAGUUGUAAUUCCUCUAUCGAGUGUUAAUUUCUGGGUUUGUGGUUUAAGUUCAGGUGGUCUGAAUGAGAGGUUUUUUGCCCAUUGUUGAGCCAUAUAUGCUACUGAAGUACGAUCCGACCUCCUAUGCCAGUGUUGGCGCCUGUUGUACCGGCAAACAAGAAGUAGAAACACCUUUCUGGAUUUGUAAUAUAUCAAACAAGCUUACAACACUUCUGAUGAGUGGACAGUUGUGUACAUAUCUAGCAAAGUCUCUGGAAGCAUUGGGAUAUUAAAGCAUUCCUGGUGUCUGAAGUAUUAUGUCACCCUUACCUCAUCCUACCUAAGGGACUUCCCCCACAGGUUCCCAUACUCCCUUUUUGUGGGGCUUCUGGUGGCUGCUUUGCAGGAGGUUAUGUAGGCAUCCAGCUCCUGUGGGACAGAAAAGCAGUGUGAUGCUCUUCUCUCUCACAGGAGCUGGAUGCCUACACAGCCUGCAGAGCAGCCACCACUAGCCUCACAGAAA
This is a messenger RNA of Macrobrachium nipponense, 9843 nucleotides long. RefSeq names its product tyrosyl-DNA phosphodiesterase 2-like. The record is from RefSeq and is a predicted model, not a curated record. Gene Ontology annotation, cellular component: cytoplasm; PML body. Gene Ontology annotation, biological process: double-strand break repair. Gene Ontology annotation, molecular function: single-stranded DNA binding; 5'-tyrosyl-DNA phosphodiesterase activity. The transcript is spliced from 11 exons. Lineage: Eukaryota; Metazoa; Arthropoda; Malacostraca; Decapoda; Palaemonidae. The coding region runs from base 240 to 1415 and encodes 391 amino acids.